GCAUGAGGAUGUGCCAUUCCAAAGUCCCAAUGGAAGGAUGGUACACUCUCAAGAGGAAUCUGCUUCUGCUUCUUUAAUGGAUGAGCACAAGGAUGUUCAAUUCCGAAGUCCCAAUGGAAGGAUGGUACACUCUCAGGAGGAAUCUGCCUCUGCUUCGUUAAUGGCUGAGCACAAGGAUGUGCAAUUCCAAAGUCCCAAUGGAAGGAUGGUACACUCUCAGGAGGAAUCUGCCUCUGCUUUGCUAAACUACAAUCUCAGUGACGUGAAGGAACUUCGCUCUGAUUUUGAAAGGAUUAGAACAUUUAUUGGAGAGCAAGAAGAGAGUCUGGAAGCGCUCAAAGAAAAGAAGACAUGUAUUGAACAAGAAAUAUCUGAACUGCAAGAUUUAUUUGAGCAUGAAACAACUAGCCAGUCGGGCAACUUUGUGACCGACAAAGCGGUUAUUAUCAGUCAAAUCAAAAAGAACAAUACAGCUGCUUCAGUUUUGUGCACACUUCCACCUCGCUUACAGUCUAUGCUGCCAGGGAUAGUAGGCAUUGUUGCUCUGCUAGGAUCAGUUAACGCGGAUAGCCUAAGCAGGAUGUUGGCGGAGUAUUUGGGAGAUGACCUCAUGCUUGCAGUGGUGUGCAAGUCCUCCGCUAAUGCACGUCGUCUCGAAAAUUAUAAAAAAAGUGGAGAAAUAGAUCCUGCUGGUGGUUUGCAUCUAUUGGCAGCUGAGCUCGGAAGCACGAUAGAUUGUGGGUUUCUUUCUAUAUGUCUGGAGGACCUCUGUCCAUACAGUGGAGAGUCUAAAAGCAAUGAUCCACAGAAAAAGCUUGACUUGAUAGAUCCACCGGGAGAGACUCCAUCAGGGUUUUUAGGGUAUGCUGUCAACAUGGUCAAUAUAGACAUCCAGCAUUUGCAUGCAAAAACAAGUAAAGGAUAUGAUCUUCGACAGACCUUGUUCUAUAAUCUUUUCGGAGAGGUCCAGGUUUAUGGAACAAGGAAGCAAAUGAACCAGGCACAUGGAUAUAUAAAGGACGGAGCAAUAUCUUUGGAUGGUGGCAUUAUAAAAGGCAGGGGCAUCAUGGCUCUCGGACCACGGAAGGAACCUAAUGUCAGAUUUCCCGUAGUGAACUUUGAAAGUCAUCAACAACAGAUAGAUCCUGACAUUGCUAAGAAGUUGGAAGAGAAAAGGCUGGAGUUGGGUGAACUGUCAGUUGAAUUGGCCAAGGUGUCUAAAGAACUUGACAAGGCAAAUAAACGGGUUGGAAAAAAGAUGAAACACUUGCAGAGGGGCUGCGAUGAGUUGGAACCAUUUACAGAACUUUUCCCAGGUGAUAAAGCUACAAAUUUGGCCCGACAGCUCUUCUAAACAAAUCAAAACUUUCUAGAUACACAAUAAUUUUGUAAAUGUUGCAAGGAAAAUGUAAAUAUUUUUCUUUUUGCGGGUAAAAACAUCUAUUGCCCUAUCUCAACGCUGUAAAUGUAAAACUGACUGAGAUGACAUAGCUCGAUGUUUGAGUUAUGUGUUUGCUUUU
Messenger RNA from Papaver somniferum (opium poppy), 1520 nucleotides. RefSeq names its product protein DEFECTIVE IN MERISTEM SILENCING 3-like. NCBI's taxonomy places the organism in Eukaryota, Viridiplantae, Streptophyta, Magnoliopsida, Ranunculales, Papaveraceae. The transcript is spliced from 6 exons. Bases 38 to 1354 code for a protein of 438 amino acids. The record is from RefSeq and is a predicted model, not a curated record.